Molecule: messenger RNA, 5055 nt
Organism: Cataglyphis hispanica
Lineage: Eukaryota; Metazoa; Arthropoda; Insecta; Hymenoptera; Formicidae
Product: retinoblastoma-like protein 1
Exons: 9
Coding region: 6-3116 (1036 amino acids)
Biological process (GO): cell differentiation; regulation of transcription by RNA polymerase II; negative regulation of G1/S transition of mitotic cell cycle
Cellular component (GO): transcription regulator complex; nucleus; chromatin
Molecular function (GO): RNA polymerase II transcription regulatory region sequence-specific DNA binding
Source: RefSeq, a predicted model, not a curated record
GGAAGAUGGGGCAGUCGGACGAUAUCGAGGAUUCGACGUACAGCCAGCACCAGGAUCUCUGCCAGAAGCUGAAUAUGGACGCGACCGCCGCGUCCGAGGCCUGGAGAUCCUACGAAACUAUUCGGCAGAACUACACUCUCGAGGGUGAUCAGUUGCAUUGGAUAGGAUGUGCAUUGUAUGUAGCUUGUAGAAAGUCUUCCACACCCACAGUUGGGAAAACAGGUGCUAACGUGGAAGGCAAUUGUGUAUCGCUAACACGUCUCCUGCAAUUGUGUAAUCUCCCAUUGAUACAAUUCUUCACAAAGAGCAAAUCAUGGGCGGAUAUGGCCAAUAUGCCACAAGACUUUCGAGCCAAGAUACAAAAGCUAGAAGCAAAUUUCUCAGUGUCUAUGGUCAUAUUUAAAAAAUACCAACCGAUAUUUACCGAUAUAUUCAAGGAUCCAAGAGAGGAUAUCUCUAGACCACCUAGAUCUAGAAGGCAUAAAGCAGUACCCUGCACACCUACCAGAGUUUUUGAAUUCUGUUGGACACUAUUUAUAUGCAUAAAAGGUGCAAUUCCUGAUAUUUCGGAUGAUCUUGUUAAUUCUUAUCAUCUUUUAUUAGUUUGCUGUGAUCUUAUAUAUAGCAAUGCUCUGUUAUCUAACAGAAAAGAUUUACUAAAUCCUAACUUCCCUGGUUUGCCAGCAAAUUUCAAUGAUGAGAACUAUACUCCACCGCAAACAGCAGACUGCAUUGUUAGUUUGUUGUGUGAACGUCAUGAAGCAAUCCCUGUUGAGGCUAAAGUUAUAAAGGAAUAUUGUAUGAAAAAUUAUAUUAACAAGCUGUUUAAUGAGAAAAUUUUACGUGGUGAUCAAUCAAACUUCUCUGGUAUAUUAGAGGCAUUGAACUUUGAUGGCAACAAUAAAGCUGUUAAUAAGGCUUAUGAGCAGCGUGUGUUGAGCGUUGGAGACUUUGAUGAAAGAAUUUUCUUAGCGGAUUGGAGGAGAGUAAAUUUGAGCAUCAUAUCAAAUUUGGAUAUAUCUGGCCAAGACAAUAGUAAGCAUGUUCAAUUUGCUAAACAUGUAAUUUUAAAAGGUCAUGAUGCUAAUGAAAACAUUGGUUCUCCUACGCAAAUAAACAUUGACGAUUUUCAUGAAAGAUUGCAGAUGAAAAGGGAACAGCAUGCUGGGCACAUACAGUAUCUAGCACCUGCUACACCAUUGACUAACCGUAAAUAUCUUCGAUCAAAGGAUAUGUCUAAUAUAACACCAGUGACAACGGCAACUCAAAGUGUCAUUAAGUUGCAAGCUCUGAUAGCUGGGCAAUCUGCUCCAAGUGAAGGUCUAUUACAAAUGUUGAACAAUUGUUCUCAAGAUGUUAAAUCUUCAAUUGAAGCAAAAGUUAAGCAGAUUGGUGAACAAUUUUGUGCAAAUUAUAAUAACAAUGUAAAUGAUGGUUCGACAUCUGACUUUGGAAAGAAGCGUCUUAUCAUGGGACAAACCCUAUUCUACAAGUUACUGGAAAUGAUUUUAAAUGACGAAAAGCGUAAAAAACCGAAUGAUGAUAUAACUAAUCUUCUUUUGAAUGAAGUCUUCAUUCAAUGCCUGUUUGCGUGUUGUCUUGAGAUAGUUAUUUAUUCGUACAAGAGUAAUGACAAAAAAUUUCCAUGGAUAUUAAAGGCUUUAAAUCUAGAUGCAUACUAUUUUUAUAAAGUUAUAGAAAUUAUAGUAAGAGCCGAAGAUCAAUUAUCACGAGACGUUGUUAAGCAUUUGAAUCAGAUCGAGGAAAAGAUUCUAGAAUCUCUGGCUUGGCGGAGCGACAGCCCUCUUUGGCAAACGAUCAAAUCCUUACCUGAAGAUGUGCCGACUUGCGAAGAAGUUUCCUUACCUGGCACCUUGGAAACUAUCGAUCCAAAUGCACCUGGUCAGCCCGUGUUAAGACGGAUUGCUUUAGAUCGGGAUCGUAGUCAUCAUGAUGUUCAACAGAGUCCGAUUUCGUCUGCUUCAGAAAGAUUUCAGUCUCCCAUCGCAGCAUCCGGUAUAGCAAAGAAGCGAUUAUUCCCCGAGACCAGAGUUACCGGUCAAAGUGUUCUAAGAGUCGGACAAAGUGUAUUAUCUUCUAACAGAAUGUUAAUAGAUAAUCAAAGAAUACUUUUAGUAUCCGAUCAAGUUGCAAGAGCAUCAGGCAUAUCAGCCUCAAAUAAUCCCACUAUACAAGCUAUACAAGGAACGAAUAAAGAUAUAGCUAGAUCGAGGAGAACAGGUUCGGUGGCGUUAUUUUUUCGAAAGUUUUACAAUCUUGCAUGCGUUCGUAUGCAAGAUUUAUGCAAUUCGUUGGAAAUAUCAGACACCGAUAAGAAGAAGAUAUGGACGAUUUUUGAAUAUUCCAUCAAAGAGCGUACCGAGCUAAUGAAGGAUCGACAUCUCGAUCAAAUUUUAAUGUGUGCAAUUUAUGUGAUAUGUAAACUUGUGAAGAUGGAAAAGAACUCAUUUACCGAAAUUAUGCGCUGUUAUCGUCUUCAACCGCAGGCAGAGUCACAUAUAUAUAGAUCGGUGCUUAUAAAAAAAAUUUCCAACGACGGAGAUCCGACAAGUAGUAAUAACGAAAGAUCGGAGGAUAAUGGUACUUCAGUAGAGAAUAUAACUCCGCCGACUCCGACAAAUAUGGCUGGGACGUCGCAAAACUUUGAUGGAGAGGAACGAGGCGAUCUAAUCAGAUUCUACAACAAAGUUUAUGUGCCACAAAUCAAAGAAUAUGCGAAUAAAUUUGGAUCGGCUCGUGGUAAUAAUAACCAGAGUCUCUCGUUAAGCCCUCUACCGAAAGGAAAUACGUCUACUAACUCUCCAGUGAGACGUGUUACUAGUAGUAUUAUGACGCGUACCCUAAAUCCGAGGGCUAUUAGUGCGUCACCAGCACCACAAUUAAGUUAUUGCUUCAGUCGUAGUCCUGCUAAGGAUUUAGAAGCUAUUAAUAAGAUGAUGAUAUCUGUAGAUGCGAAAAAGAGCGUAGGAAAGCGAUUACUUUCCGAUGACACAGAUAUAGAAAUGACAGAGGGAACAUCUCCUAAAAAAACCGCGACCUUUGUCGCGCGAAAAUUAGAAAAUAUUAUUGGAGAACGACGAACGCAAAAUCAAUAAGCGGAAUGUGGUAAAAUAAUGUCAAUCAACUUACAAGGACGAAAACUUGUACCAUCUGCUUAUUUGCAUUUGAAUUGACUUAUUAAAAACAAACCUACUUAUACAAGGCAGAUGAUCCAAUCUUAGUUGUGCAGCAUAAAUUUGAGUCAGAUGUUAUUUCUUAGGCAUAGUCAUUCUAACAAAUUGGAAUCCAAUAUUAAGUAACAUUCACGUUAUCUAUGAAUGCUGUAAUGUUUGUAAUUUUAUUUAGUGUAAAGUCAGAAUUCAAUUUCCAGUAUUGUUGGGGUUGACUUUUAUUGUAGCAGAGUAGUUUCUUUUUUCUUUUUAUUUUAUAAUUUACUGAACCAAACUGUCUUUCAAACUGUAUAACAUACUGAAAUCUGGAAUACAAAAAUGUAUAAUGGAUUACAACCACGAAACAUGCAUAAUUGCACUUUCUAUAGAUUAUAUAUGUUAUAAUUAACAUACAAUCUUUUAGAAUUAAUUGAAAACACAAACAUCAUGAUUUUUUAAAUUUGUUUAUUGUUACUUCUCCAUCAUGAUUGUUACAUAAAAUUAUCUUUAUGUAAUAAAAUUGCAUAUCUAUCAUAUAUGUAUAGUGAUAAUUAGUGUAUAUAAAAUUACCGGUAAUUCUAUAGAAGUAUUAGCCAAUGAUUUUAUAUAAUCAUCAAAUUAAUCACUUUUUCAGGAUAACGUAUAUUUAAACAAAAAAUUAUUGUUUAAAUAGGUAAAAGAACAUUAAAUAGAAAAUUUGCAAAAAGAAUAUAAUUAUCAUGAUAAUAAAUUAUAAUUCACAUUAUGAUAUAUGGAUGGCCCACUACCAUCAACAAAUAUUUUAAUGAUAGAUUUUUAAAUUAAAAAAAAUUCAAAAUUUAUUUUGCUUAAAUAAAAAUUUGAUUAUUUUCUAUUACUAUUAAUAUUGGAUAUUCAUGUUCAAAAAAUAUUAAAUAAAAAUUUUACACAGAAUUUUUCACAGAAUAUAAUCUUAUAUUAUUUAUGUAUAUUUAUAUUUGAAACUUAAUCUGUUAGAAAUUUUUUUUAUUCUUUAUGAUUGAAAGACUGUAUUGAUAAAAAUUCAACAUUAAAUUAAUUAUUAGUUAUUUGAGCUAUAAUAUCUGCCAUUAAAAUAUUAUCUAGUUGUGGUCGAACAAUUCAUAUACAUAUAAAUAUUUUGAAUUUGUAAAAUAAGUUAAAUAAAAUAUUAUAUUAAUUAUAAAUAGCUUUUAUUUUUAAUUGUUAUAAUUAAAACUCGUUGAUUGCAUGAUGUCUUGUAAAAGUAUAACCUAGUCAAUAUUUGUGAAACAUUUGAUAUAUAUCUGUCAUACACUGGAAAUUGUUCUGACUCAAGUGGGUAUUUUAUAACUUGUCAGUAAAAUCAUUGUUUUUAUUUUUUUGUUUUGCAAUCAAAACAUAUACAAGGUUUAUAAAAGUAUAAUUGCAGCCAUACUUGGUAGAAGUAGUUAUUUUAAUGAUAGAUUUAAGUUCACCAUGGGACAAGAAAUAUACACUCGCAGUAAAUAUCAAUGUUGGGUGAUAUUUGAUUAAAUUUACUUUUUUUUUUAUAAGAGAAGAACAUAGAUUCAAUGUAAUAAUUGAACCUAAAAUCACAAUUAUAUUUAUCACAAGCGUAUCUUCUAUCUCAAAGUGUAAAUUAUUUGUAUUUUUUAAAAUUUAGUUUAUCAAAGGUUAAAAAACUUUAAGUAGAUGUAUAAGUAUUUCUAAAUUCGAUUCUCUAUGAUCUCAUUAAUUUGCCAUUUAUUAUCGAACAAUGUAUAAAAUGAAACUUAUAAAAUAAGAAUGAGGAAAACAAUUAUCAUAUUUAUUGCAUUGAAAGAACUUUGUAACUUGAACUUAAUAUAAUUGAAUAUUAAUCGAAUAUUAAUAAAAUUAAAUAUUGAUACUUUAAUGUAAUUAAAUAUAAAUAUCGUUAUGCAUGAAA